Messenger RNA from Besnoitia besnoiti, 1083 nucleotides. RefSeq lists its product as uncharacterized. Bases 1 to 1083 code for a protein of 360 amino acids. NCBI's taxonomy places the organism in Eukaryota, Apicomplexa, Conoidasida, Eucoccidiorida, Sarcocystidae. The record is from RefSeq and is a predicted model, not a curated record. The transcript has 2 exons.
AUGCUUCCACUGUCAGGCGGAUCAUUGAUGAAUCUCGGACACCUCGCUCGUUCUCUUGCGGCGACGCCCAAAACGCAGACUGCGAGCAGUGUGGGGGCUGACGACACGAUCGAGUUUGAGAACGACAGAACAUCCACGUUGUCUCAGUUCAAUCCAGUUGCCGAAGGGCCGUUGGAGAUCAAUCCGCUUGCUCCGUCGUCCGCCAAUCAAAAGCUCGCUCCAGGGUCACUGUCGAUAUCUUCACCGAGUCCUCCGCAAGGAGCUACUCUGCUGUACAUUACUGAGACCGUGGCGACGGAUGCUGCACAGAUGCGCUCUCGACCGACAGUUGUAGACGUUUACAUUGCAGCAUUCAACGAUACCAUGUACAACGAUCAUUCUGACCGUAUGAUUGUCAGCGUGUUUUACGGAAAUGGAACUGCUGGAGACACGGUGACGGCCCACUUGCAAAACUCACCGGCUGAAGGCGUCUGGAAAAGACCGUUCCCUAUGCAUCAGAACAACGAUUCUCCCAUUCGUCGAGGCUUUGAUCUUGCAGGGCCAGCAGCCAGAGCGGGACUAGAUAAGCAUCGUGUACAAAUGUCAACGCCAAAGCGCGGGCAGUCUGCGCCAGAAUAUGUGAAUGGCCAAAUAAAGCGGCACUCUGAUCAAGGGCACGGGCAUGGAUCACGCGGCAAAAACUCUAGUUUAAACGACAGCCCGCGCCGACGCGGGCGGGCCCUGCGUCGUCGAAAUGGAAGCCAAACCACUGCAUACAUUCAGUUCCAGCCUGCGUACGGACAAGACCUCCACACAUUCGUACAUAUUGCCGCGGGGAAGGUCGAGGCUGAACUAGUCGCACAGAUUUUGUUAAACCCCACACCUGAGGGUGAUAUUUGGAUACGAAACGUGCUUGAGAUACCACACGCAUUCCGCAAAUGGGUGAAUUCUGAUUAUGCGCCGCUCUGGGAUCCUGAGUUUAUUGUAACAGGAGACUACUGGAGCUCAACGUUGACUCCUUGGUUCAAUACGACUUCAAUACCGCUAAGCCGUGGGACGUACGUGAUGGCAGAAGGCUUCUACAAGCAAAGACACUGGCGGUAA